This is a messenger RNA of Elaeis guineensis (African oil palm), 761 nucleotides long. RefSeq lists its product as uncharacterized. The record is from RefSeq and is a predicted model, not a curated record. NCBI's taxonomy places the organism in Eukaryota, Viridiplantae, Streptophyta, Magnoliopsida, Arecales, Arecaceae.
UAAACCAUUAACUGUUUUGUUCCCUCUCUCUCUCUCCGCCCCCUCUCCUUCUCAUGACCCUCUUAAUUAUAUUCCCAUUUAUCACACCACGCUGAGCCCGCUCUUCUUGCCUUUCCUUCCUCCCCCACAUCACUAUAUUAUGCUCUCUCCACUCCCUUUCCCCUUCCCAUCUCUUCUCACCCUCUCUAAGUCCCAACCUCUCUAUAGUCUCAAGAGAGAGGAGGAUUAGAGAUGGCAGGCUGCAAUAAAGAGGAUAUGGCUUCCCAAGGGGAAGAGGUAUCACUGGAGAAAAAGUAUGGAGGAAUUGCGCCUAAAAAGAAACCCUUGAUAGCAAAGGACCAUGAGAGAGCCUACUUUGAUUCUGCUGACUGGGCCCUUGGCAAGCAAGGAGCAAAUCUGAAAACGGGAACUGCCACUGAAUCACUGAAGCCCAAGUUGAAGCGAACACCUCAUCCUCAGCUCCCCCCUCGAAAGCCUAUGUGCACCUUUGAUGGAGAGAACAGGGCGUAGAAGGUCGAUUUAAGAUUUAAGAGAAUGCUGUAUGUAAGACUCUGCUGAAAUCUAUCGGAAUGAAAAGGCAUGGAUUUGGUGCAAAGUGUGAUGUAUAUAUGUCAUCAUUUGAGUCAUGGACUUCUCCAUUGUUGUAGUCCCUGGGCUGAUUUUAAACAGUCGUCCUUAUUCAAAGAAACCCUGCACCUUAGUAAAGAAAGUUUCUUGGAUAAUAUAUAAUCACCUUAUAAGUAGAAUGGCUACUUUUCUAA